Olea europaea var. sylvestris is the source of this 2439-nucleotide messenger RNA. RefSeq lists its product as uncharacterized. Lineage: Eukaryota; Viridiplantae; Streptophyta; Magnoliopsida; Lamiales; Oleaceae. Bases 326 to 2302 code for a protein of 658 amino acids. Gene Ontology annotation, molecular function: protein binding. Gene Ontology annotation, biological process: cell surface receptor signaling pathway. The record is from RefSeq and is a predicted model, not a curated record. The transcript has a single exon.
GUUUCACCAUUCUCAUAAACACUCACCAAACAUAAAAAAAUAACUACUCUCAAUCCCCGCCACCAACAUCGCCGUUAACAACACCUCCACCACCACCAUCACCAUCACCUCCUCCUCCUCCUCCCGAUUACCCAUGCAUUUUUCAAAACUCUAAUAAAAAACUCAGAUUAUGUAGCUUCUCACCAUUUCAUGUACGCAUAAAUCAGACCCACAAAAUUUUCGAGAAUUGAAGCAUCAAAGUUAUACAACAACCCAUUUUCCGUUAAUUUUUUUAUUUUGGUUUUGGAUUGGUUUUGAGGAGAAGGGUCCGCUAAUGUGAUCGUUCAUGGCGGACAUAGUGAAACAAAUCUUAGUUAAACCAAUUCAAUUGGCCGAUCAGGUGAUAAAAGCCUCCGGCGACACCAUCUCUUUCCGGCAGGAAUGCCUCGAAAUCAAGGUGAAAACCGAGAAACUCGCAGGGCUGCUCCGGCAAGCCGCCAGGGCCAGCGGCGACCUGUAUGAGCGCCCGACCCGGCGGAUUAUCGACGAUACUGAGCAAGUACUCGAUAAGGCCUUAACCCUCGUGUUCAAAAGCCGGGCCAAUGGAUUAAGAAAGGUUUUCACAAUUAUCCCCACAGCAGCAUUCAGGAAAACCUCACAACAAUUGGAGAAUUCCAUAGGUGAUGUUUCAUGGCUUCUUCGAGUCUCAACCCCGGCUGAUGAUCGGGCCGAUGAGUAUCUCGGGCUGCCCCCUAUCGCGUCGAACGAGCCGAUUCUGUGCUUGAUAUGGGAGCAGAUUGCGAUUUUAUGUUCAGGUUCGUUAGAGGAACGUUCUGAUGCGGCUGCUUCACUUGUUUCCCUGGCUCGAGACAAUGAUAGGUACGGAAAAUUGAUCAUUGAGGAAGGUGGGGUUGCACCAUUGUUGAAAUUGGCCAAGGAAGGAAGAAUGGAGGCUCAAGAAAAUGCUGCAAGGGCAAUAGGGCUAUUAGGCAGGGACCCUGAAUGUGUAGAACCCAUUGUUAAUGCUGGUGUUUGUUCAGUCUUUGCUAAAAUACUCAAAGAAGGGCAUAUGAAAGUUCAGGUUGUGGUGGCUUGGGCCGUAUCGGAAUUGGCUGCGCAUCAUCCGAAAUGCCAGGAUCAUUUUGCUCAGGAUAACACAAUAAGAUUGCUUGUUAGCCAUCUAGCAUUCGAGACGAUUCAAGAACAUAGCAAGUAUGCCAUUGCGAGCAACAAACAAGCCAUGUCGAUUCACACGGUUGUGAUGGCUAAUUCCAACUCGAUAGACCAGACGAGUAGUAAUAGGAACGAGGAUGAGUUUCAAAGCACGAUUUCUCAUCCGACUGGGAAUGACACGACAAGCCAAAUGCACAACGUUGUGGCGAAUACUAUGGCUAUGAAAUCGAACGUGCCUUCAAAAGGGAACGUGCAGCUUCAAGCUAACAAUCCCAAGGCAAAUCAUAAGAACACGAAAACAAAUCAAAACCAGGUGCACCACCAGAAUCAGCAGCAGCAGAAGCACCAAGUUGCCUUGACAGGAACUAGCAUUAAGGGUAGGGAAUUUGAAGACCCUACUACUAAGGCAGAAAUGAAGGCAAUGGCUGCUAGGGCCCUUAGAUACCUCUGUGCUGGGAACAUUACUAUUUGUCAUAGUAUAACCGAAUCCCGAGCGCUUUUAUGCUUUGCGGUUUUGUUGGAGAAAGGCCCUGAUGAAGUUCAAUACAAUUCCGCCAUGGCAUUGAUGGAGAUUACAGCAGUAGCCGAGAAAAACGAAGAAUUGAGACGUUCAGCUUUCAAACCUACUGCACCGGCUGCUAAAGCAGUAGUCGACCAGUUCUUGCGAAUCAUCGACAAAGCAGACUCGGAACUCCUCAUUCCAAGCAUUAUAUCUAUUGGGAAUUUGGCCAGAACUUUCCGAGCAACAGAAACAAGAAUUAUUGGUCCAUUGGUGCAUCUCCUCGAUGAUAGGGAACCCGAGGUUACAAGUGAGGCAGCGAUCGCAUUGAGCAAGUUCGCAUGUACGGAUAAUUUUCUCCAUGUCAAUCAUUCUAAGUCCAUAAUUGAUGCAGGAGGCGCUAAGCACCUAAUCCCAUCUAUAUACUUUGGUGAGCAAAUGGUACAAAUUCCUUCAUUUAUAUUACUAUGUUACCUUGCAUUGCAUGUACCAGAUAGCGAGGCGUUAGCCAAUGAAGAUGUGCUCAUCGUGUUGGAAUGGGCAACGAAGCAGAAUCAUUUGAUGCAGGAUUCGAUGAUCGAGAACUUAGUUUCUGAAGGGAAAAAGAGAUUGGAACUCUACCAAUCCAGAGGCUCCAAAGGGUACCUCUGAUUUAAUCACAUUGUAUAAAUUUUGGAUUCUUUAAUGUCAUGUUUUGUCAUUCUCAUAAACCAAUCGUGCAGCAUAGUAUUUAUCAUUCUUGUGGUUAUUGAAUACAUUCUUUGUUUGAAACAAUUUGUCAACUUCAA